Phaeoacremonium minimum UCRPA7 is the source of this 1215-nucleotide messenger RNA. RefSeq lists its product as hypothetical. Lineage: Eukaryota; Fungi; Ascomycota; Sordariomycetes; Togniniales; Togniniaceae. The coding region runs from base 1 to 1215 and encodes 404 amino acids. Gene Ontology annotation, biological process: Ras protein signal transduction; positive regulation of GTPase activity. Gene Ontology annotation, cellular component: plasma membrane. Gene Ontology annotation, molecular function: guanyl-nucleotide exchange factor activity. The record is from RefSeq and is a predicted model, not a curated record. The transcript has a single exon.
AUGGCUAGCCCUGUACGUCUUCGUGUGUACAAUGUGUUCAAGGGAUGGCUCGAGACACAUUGGCGGGAUGAGACGGAUCGCGAUGCACUCGUGCUAAUCGAACCUUUCGCUGAGUUCAACCUCACUGCCGUUCUGCCUUCGGCUGGCAAACGCCUGUUGGAGCUCGCGCAGCGUGUGUCGUCUUCUGACGGUACACUUGUACCGCGUAUGGUGUCUUCAAUGGGCAAGACAAACACAUCAAUCUCCCAAUACAUCCCUAUCGACACACCUUUACCUGCUCCAAAUCUGUCCAAGAGUCAGGCCCAUGCUCUGACCAACUGGAAAUCUGGAGGUAGCUGCCCGACUGUAUUGGAUUUUGACCCCCUUGAGAUUGCCCGGCAGUUGACUAUAAAGCAAAUGCACAUUUUCUGUGCCAUCAUGCCCGAGGAGCUUCUAGGCUCUCAGUGGAUGAAGAAGGGUGGCGUUGGCUCUCCCAAUGUCAAGGCAAUGACAGCGCUUUCUACAGACCUUUCAAAUCUCGUUGCAGAUACAAUCUUGUAUUAUAACGAGGUGAAGAAACGCGCUGCUGUCAUCAAACAAUGGAUCAAGGUUGCCCAUCAAUGUCUCGAACUGCACAACUACGACGCCCUCAUGGCCAUCAUUUGCAGUCUCAACAGCUCGACUAUCACUCGUCUUCGCAAGACUUGGGAUGUCAUCUCUCCUAAACGACGAGAGUUGUUGAAAACUCUCCAGGCUAUUGUCGAGCCAUCCCAGAACAACAAGGUCUUGCGAGCCCGCCUGCACGAUCAUGUGCCUCCCUGCUUGCCAUUCCAGGGCAUGUUCCUGACUGACCUGACAUUUGUCGAUAUCGGCAACCCCGCAACGAAGCAAUUACCCGGCGCUGAUGGGACCUCCGAUCUCACUGUAGUCAACUUCGACAAACAUACACGGACUGCGAAGAUCAUUGGCGAGCUGCAGCGCUUCCAAAUUCCAUAUAGACUCACUGAGCUUCCCGAUUUGCAGGAAUGGAUCCAAGGACAAAUCACUCGUGUACGCGAGCUUGACAACGGAAACAACGUCCAAGUCUCCUACUAUCGUAAGAGCUUGCUUCUAGAGCCACGGGAGACACAGGCACUCAGAACUCCGAUCGAAGGCCCAGCUGGUCCAAACGGUCAGAAAGCUGACCUAUUCGGGUGGAUGAGAGGCGGCGGAGAUAAAAGUGCCGCUGUCAUCUGA